AUGCCGCCGACCACAAGAAAGCGCGGCGCCCCGUCGUCAGAAGCUCCAGAAGCAACCCCUGCACCAGCUACCAAACGUCGCCGUGCAUCCCAGGCAUCCUCAACCAAGAGCCGUACAGACACACCUGCCAGACCACGCAACGUCCGCGCGACUGUUAUCGACGACGACGACGACGACCUCUUCGGCGAGAAGUCUGGCACAGCAGUUGCCCCAGAAGACGAUGAUAUCAUCGAUCUCGCCACCUCAGACGAGAUACCCGCGGCGGCGACGCGACCGCCAAAGGAAGACAGGAGGGUGAAGAUUGGUGCUUUUCAGUGCGCGAUCUGCAUGGACGACUGCACUGAUCUGACAGUAACGCACUGCGCAGGCCACCUGUUUUGUGCCGAGUGCCUACACUCUGCGCUCCACAUCGAAGCGACACGAAAUAAAUGUCCCAUCUGCCGUACAAAGAUCGAUAACAAGGAUCGAAAUGCAUAUAGCACCAAGACAAAGGGCUUUUGGCCGCUGGAGCUGAAACUCAUGACAGCUGCGGAUCUAAAGGGAAAGGGCAAGCAGAGGUAG
Verticillium nonalfalfae is the source of this 561-nucleotide messenger RNA. RefSeq names its product SUMO-targeted ubiquitin ligase complex subunit slx8 (gene SLX8). NCBI's taxonomy places the organism in Eukaryota, Fungi, Ascomycota, Sordariomycetes, Glomerellales, Plectosphaerellaceae. The transcript is spliced from 2 exons. The coding region runs from base 1 to 561 and encodes 186 amino acids. The record is from RefSeq and is a predicted model, not a curated record.